This is a messenger RNA of Penaeus monodon (black tiger shrimp), 897 nucleotides long. Its product is annotated as basic salivary proline-rich protein 2-like. The record is from RefSeq and is a predicted model, not a curated record. The transcript has 5 exons. NCBI's taxonomy places the organism in Eukaryota, Metazoa, Arthropoda, Malacostraca, Decapoda, Penaeidae. Bases 1 to 897 code for a protein of 298 amino acids.
AUGGAGACCAGCUACCGAGCAGCGGCAGCUCAGUGCAGCGUGGAAGAUGACCCACGGCUGCCCCCGGUCCCUGUCGACGCGCAGGACCCGACAGCCACUCGCCACGUACGAGGUGGUCGACCAGAAGAAGCGCAAGCGCAGCCACCAGACCUCCAAGGGCAGCUAGGCGACGGCCAAGAAGCUCAAGGGGGCCGGCCAGGGACAAAACCCUCUCCCCCACGUGCCCAAGGGGGCUGCAGAACAGGGACAGAACCCUCGCCCCCAGGUACCCAAGGGGGCUGUCAGUCAGGGACAGAACCCUCGCCCCCAGGUGCCCAAGAGGACCGUCAGUCAGGGGACAGAAACCCUCGCCCCCAGGUGCCCAAGGGGGCCGUCAGUCAGAGACAGAACCCCCGCCCCCAGGUGCCCAAGGGGGCCACCGAUCAAGGACAGAACCUCUCCCCCAGGUACCCAAGGGGGGGCCCUCAGUCAGGGACAGAAACCCUCGCCCCCAGGUGCCCAAGGGGGCCGCCAGUCAGGGACAGAAACCCUCGCCCCCAGGUGACCAAAGGGGCCGUCAGUCAGGGACAGAAACCUCUCCCCCAGGUACCCAAGGGGGCCGACACGACGCAGGAGGACCACAGCAGACCUCCUUUUCCCAGUGAGCGGAGAGACCCUAGCAGCUACUUCUGCGAUGCCCGCAGACGCGAAGAAGAAGCAGAAGAAAAAGAAAAGGAAGAAAAUCGGCGUGAAAGUCGAGUUCCUGCCGGAGCAGUCGAUCUCGAUCACGACACGAACACCACGCUCAGUAUCUUCUUGUCGAGGACGGUGAGCAAUGAGUUCAGAAUCCCCAGCACGUACGAGGUGGUCGACCAGAAGAAGCGCAAGCGCAGCCACCAGACCUCCAAGGGCAGCUAG